Molecule: messenger RNA, 675 nt
Organism: Schistocerca americana (American grasshopper)
Lineage: Eukaryota; Metazoa; Arthropoda; Insecta; Orthoptera; Acrididae
Exons: 1
Coding region: 1-675 (224 amino acids)
Source: RefSeq, a predicted model, not a curated record
AUGACUGGUGUGCGUCGACCGGGAGGCCGAGGCAGCAGCAGCAGCAGCAGCAGCAAGCCCUUGGAGGCGGAGACCAGGAGGCGGAGGCAGCAGCAGCAGCAGCAGCGAGCCCUGGGAGGUGGAGACCAGGUGACUGCGGCAGCAGCAGCAGAUGCACCGACUUCUGGUGUGCGGCGACUGGGAGUCCGAGGAAGCAGCAGCAGCAGCAGCGAGCCCUGGGGGUCAGAGCCCAGGUGGCUGAGGCAGCAGCAGCAGAUGCACCGACGACUAAGAUGCGGCGACCGGGAGAUCGAGGAGGCAGCAGCAGCAGCAGCGGGCCGUGGGAGGCAGAGACCAGGUGGCUCAGCCAGCAGCAGAAGUACCGACGAAUGGGAUGCAGUGACUGGGAGGCUGAGGCAGCAGCAGCAGCAGCAGCGAGUCCUGGGUGGUGAAGACCAGGUGGCUGAGGCAAUAGCAGCAGAGGCAGUUACUUCUGGGAUGCGGCGACCGGAAGGCGAGGUAGCAGCAGCAGCAGCAGCAGCAGCAGUGGUGAUCCCUGGGUUUCGGAGACCAGGUGGUCGAGGCAGCAGCAGCAGAAGCACCGACGACUGGGAUACAGUGACCGGGAGGCUGAGGCAGCAGCAGCAGCAGCUUCGAGGCCUGGGGGCAGAGACCAGGUGGCUGAGGCAGCAGUAG